This is a messenger RNA of Toxotes jaculatrix (banded archerfish), 2642 nucleotides long. RefSeq lists its product as uncharacterized. Gene Ontology annotation, molecular function: kinase activity; pseudouridylate synthase activity. The record is from RefSeq and is a predicted model, not a curated record. The transcript has 19 exons. Lineage: Eukaryota; Metazoa; Chordata; Actinopteri; Toxotidae. The coding region runs from base 27 to 2141 and encodes 704 amino acids.
AGGAUUUACCUUGAUAUCUGAACAGAAUGAGGAUGCUGAAGAGAGGCUCUGCUCUCAUUCUGAGAAGAGGAAUUACAACUUGUCAGAGUGCAUGGUGCAAAAAUGACAGCCUCUUCAGAGUUCAUCCAUCUGUGCAACAGGCAUUGGCAGAAAACAAACCUGUGGUUGCCCUUGAGAGCACUAUUAUCACACAUGGCAUGCCCUAUCCACACAACCUGAGCACAGCAAAAGAGGUGGAGGCCAUUGUGCGAGCUGAAGGAGCCACUCCAGCCACGGUUGGAGUGAUUGAGGGCAAAGUCCAUGUUGGUCUGUCGUCAGAGGAGCUUGACCACCUUGCCAACUGCAAGAGCUCCCUGAAGGUGUCCCGCCGUGAUCUGCCAUACGUCAUCAGCAAUGGGCUUUCAGGAGGAACAACAGUAUCAGCCACUAUGAUAGCAGCACAUCGAGCAGGCAUCCCUGUGUUUGUCACAGGUGGCAUUGGAGGAGUUCACAGAGAUGGAGAGAACAGUCUGGACAUCAGUGCAGACCUGACAGAGAUGGGUAGGACUCCUAUUGCUGUGGUCUCUGCUGGGGUCAAGUCUAUUCUGGACAUUGGUCGCACUCUUGAGUUCCUCGAGACACAUGGUGUCUGUGUAGCCACUUAUGGAAAGUCAAAGAAUUUCCCAGCCUUCUUCUCUCCACAAAGCGGAUUCACUUCCCCAUGCCAAGUCAGCAGCCCUGCAGAGGCUGCAAAACUCAUUGCAAGCACUCUGUCCCUGGGUCUUCAAAGUGGUGUCCUGUUAGCGGUGCCCAUCCCAGAGGAACAUGCAGCUGCAGGCCAGCAGAUAGAAGAAGCCAUACAGGCUGCAGUGACAGAGGCAAGUUCUAAGAGUAUCACAGGAAGAGAUGUGACACCAUUCAUUCUUCAGAAGGUCAACGAACUGACUAGAGGAAAGUCCCUUCAGGCCAACAUUGCGCUCAUUCAUAACAAUGCUAAAGUUGGAAGUCAGAUAGCCUGUGCACUGUCUAAACAAAUGAAUGAGAGAAAGUCAAGAGGCAAAACUCAUCAUUCUGGAAAACACUCAUCUGAAUCAGAAUCAGAUAUUGUUGUCAUAGGAGGAAUAAAUGUGGAUUUUAUUGCUAAAGGAAAAACAAAAACAAUUCAUUUUGGACAGACUAACCCAGGAAGUGUCUGUCAGUCAUUUGGUGGUGUAGGAAGAAACAUUGCUGACUCUCUGAGUCGCUUAGGUCACAGACCUUUGUUCAUCUCAGCUACUGGAGCUGAUUCACACAGUGAUGCAGUGUUAAACUACUGUAAACAUAUGAACACAAGUGGUGUGGCCAGGCUGGAAGACCAAAGCACAGCUACUUACUGUGCUGUUAUCACUGAGAGUGGAGAACUGAGUCUUGGAUUGGGAGACAUGGAUAUCCACCAGCAAAUCACAGAGCAGUAUGUGUCACAGUUUGAGAAGCAGCUUUCAUCAGCCACUCUUGUGUGUCUCGAUGGAAAUAUCCCUGUCUCCACCAUCAACUAUGUUUGUUGUCUUGCCAAAAAGCACAACAUCAAUGUUUGGUAUGAGCCAACGGAUUCAGAAAAGGCUUGUAAGCCUUUUCUGUCAGACGCCUGGAAGUCUCUGUCCUAUGCAUCCCCAAACCUAGUGGAGUUGUGCACCAUGAACAAAACACUGGGUAUCCCAACACCUGAAGUGCUGCCAAGCUCUCUCAAGGAGGUGCUGAGUGUUGCUCUGGCUUUCUCACGCCCUCUUCUGGAGCAUCUUCAUUGUCUGGUGGUGACUCUGGGUGCUAAUGGUGUGUUGGUGUGUGGAGAGCAUGAUGCAGGCUCGGUCAACCUGCAGCCAAGAAAGCAGAAGAGGAGAAGACGGCUUUGUGCUGUACACUACCCAGCGCCGACUGUUACCACAGAAGAGACAAUGAAUGUAUCAGGAGCAGGAGAUAGUCUUGCAGGGGCUUUGAUGGCGGGGAUCCUCCAGCGGCUAGACACAGACAGCUGUGUACGGAUGGGGCUCCUGGCUGCACGGUUGUCCCUGGCAUCACCGCACCCAAUCGCCCCCACGCUCACCUUAGACUCUGUGGAUCCCAACAAAGACCACACUCAUAAUUGGCCCAAACCCAGCUUCAGAUUUGUGAUUGGAUUCAUGUGAAGCCAGUGUGUAGCACUGUAAGUAAAUGCAUGUUGAAGAUGACACAUUAUACUAAAACCAAUAAAUACAAAUUUUAUUUGAUAUUUUAAAUAGUUCUAAUUGAUAUCUUGCACAACACAGUAUUUGCUGUUUUAAUUUCUUAUAUUGAAAAGUACAUAUUUAACACUAGUAAUGGAGGAAGUACUCAGAAUGGCUUCUUAAAAAUAGUAGAACCACUUUUUAAAAAAGUAUUUCCAAAAUUUCAUUUACAAUGGUUCUUCGAUAUUUUCCCAGCCUGUUGCUGGAGGUAAUGUGGUAUAAUCACUUACAAAAACAUUUUACAACAAAACUUGACGGUAAAAAUAAUACUUGUUAUGUAAAAUUUGGAUGUGGAUCUUAGAUAAGUAUGUUAUUGGUUAAUCCUUCCAUCUCUUCAUUUUUUUUGCUAUUUAUCCAAGCCCAGAGUUGAAUGAUUAAUUAUUUAUAUUAUUAGGAAUCAUUGUAACGGAGUGACAAAAUUCU